Molecule: messenger RNA, 1738 nt
Organism: Salvia miltiorrhiza (redroot sage)
Lineage: Eukaryota; Viridiplantae; Streptophyta; Magnoliopsida; Lamiales; Lamiaceae
Product: glutamine synthetase leaf isozyme, chloroplastic-like
Exons: 13
Coding region: 284-1573 (429 amino acids)
Cellular component (GO): cytoplasm
Molecular function (GO): glutamine synthetase activity
Source: RefSeq, a predicted model, not a curated record
GAAACUGAUUCAAAACUCCCUGUCUGUAUAACUCUACUGCAGCACAUGUGUGUGUAUAUGUGAGAGAGAGAGAGCCCUUAUCUAUGUUUGUCAAAUUUCUUCAAAACCUUAGAAAAGAUCAAAAACUAUUUUCCUCCACAAAAAACACACUUGCCCCUAUCUACUCUGUAAAAGCCAUAAAACUCUUUAUAUUCUUGAAAACAUUCUGUUUAUUUAUCCUCUCUCUCUCUCUCUCUCUCUCUCUCUGCUUGCAGCUGAUAUCCAGGGAUCAGUGUGAAGAAAAAUGGCACAGAUUUUAGCACCUUCUGCACAAUGGCAGAUGAGAGCUGCAAAGAAGUCAUCACAUUUUAGUCCAUUGAGCUCAAAUUUUAGCUCCCUUGUUAUGAAACAACACAAAAAAGGUGCAGUCUUUAGAAACUCAGCCAAAUUCAGAGUUUUUGCUAUCAAGUCUGAAAAUGGCACCAUCAACCGUUUGGAGCAGAUGCUCAACUUAGAUGUCACACCCUAUACAGACAAGAUCAUUGCUGAGUACAUUUGGAUCGGAGGGUCGGGAGUCGAUGUUCGUAGCAAAUCAAGGACCAUUUCGAAGCCGGUUGAGCACCCCUCGGAGCUGCCCAAGUGGAACUACGAUGGCUCGAGCACGGGGCAGGCUCCCGGAGAAGACAGUGAAGUCAUCUUAUACCCUCAAGCAAUCUUCAAGGAUCCAUUUCGCGGUGGCAACAACAUCUUGGUGAUAUGCGACACGUACACGCCUGCAGGGGAGCCGAUUCCAACGAACAAACGCUACAGAGCUGCUGAGAUCUUGAGUGAUCCAAAGGUUGUUGCAGAGGUUCCAUGGUAUGGCAUUGAGCAAGAAUACACAUUGCUCCAACGCAACGUGAAGUGGCCGUUGGGGUGGCCCGUUGGGGGCUACCCCGGCCCUCAGGGGCCUUACUACUGCGGAGCCGGGGCAGACAAAUCAUUCGGGCGCGACAUAUCAGAUGCUCACUACAAGGCUUGCUUGUAUGCAGGGAUCAACAUCAGUGGUACCAAUGGGGAAGUCAUGCCAGGACAGUGGGAGUUUCAAGUUGGGCCGAGCGUUGGCAUUGAGGCCGGGGAUCACAUCUGGUGCGCGAGGUACCUGCUCGAGAGAAUUACAGAACAAGCUGGAGUUGUUCUCACACUUGAUCCUAAACCAAUAGAUGGUGAUUGGAAUGGUGCAGGAUGCCACACCAACUAUAGCACAAAGAGCAUGAGAGAGGAAGGUGGCUUUGAUGUGAUCAAGAAGGCGAUCUUGAACCUGUCGCUCCGCCACAAGGCGCACAUCAGCGCCUACGGGGAAGGGAACGAGAGGCGGCUGACGGGGAAGCACGAAACGGCCAGCAUCAACACUUUCUCAUGGGGGGUUGCUAACCGCGGCUGCUCCAUUCGUGUGGGACGAGACACCGAGAAGAACGGAAAAGGCUACUUGGAGGAUAGGCGCCCGGCUUCAAACAUGGAUCCCUACGUCGUGACCGGGCUUCUAGCUGAGACGACGCUCCUGUGGGAGCCCACGCUCGAGGCGAAGCUCUCGCUGCACACAAGGUCUUGUUGAAGGUCUAGAUGAAGGUGGUGAUGACACACACCAUAGAUAUAUACAUAUAGAAGCAGCUCACUUGUGAGAGAUGUUUGUGAAUAAAGGGUGUGAUUUGAGGAAUUUUCACUUUCAAUGUAAUGGUUCUUUGUUGUCUUGAAAUAAUAAGGUUAUCCAAUUUUAUCA